This is a messenger RNA of Aplysia californica (California sea hare), 1146 nucleotides long. RefSeq lists its product as uncharacterized. The record is from RefSeq and is a predicted model, not a curated record. NCBI's taxonomy places the organism in Eukaryota, Metazoa, Mollusca, Gastropoda, Aplysiida, Aplysiidae.
AACUUGUUAGUACUUCCGGUUUUGUUCUUAGGGAAGAAGUGAAAUAAAGGAUGCUUUCUCCAAGACCCUGAGCCUGAGGCCGGACACUGCGUUUCAUCUGAACUUCUUCCUUUCCUUUUGACAUUAACAUUUUUCGAGUUUUGGUCCUCCGAUUACAUCUAACACCAGCAAAAUGGAACAAGGAGGGAAACUUCCAGAUAUCACUGAAUACACAGAUAGAUACAUCAAGUACCCAUAUCAAGCAAGAGCUCACGAAACCAAAAAAUCAGAGGAACCGGCAGCAGAGAGCCUUCCAAACUUGGAAUUUUGGCCCAAGACGUAUGAAGAUGCUCUGAAAAUCUUGGAGCCUACACGGGCCAAAGGCGUCAAGUUUCCGGGAGACUCAGAAUAUGUAGAUAAAUAUGUUCCACCUUCGGAAAUGAGCCCUAAGCCUGAUCCGCAUGCCCAUCUGGAAAAUGUGAAAGUGGACAUGUUGACCGGUCGGCCCAGAACGCCCAAUGACCCGUACACAGUCCUGACACAGCAGCAGCUGAAGAACAUGAAGCAGGACUCGGCCCCGUUUUUCAUGAAAGAAGACCUGAACGCUGGUCCUGGCUCAAGGAACGGCCCCGUCAUCCGGCCAGCUCCUAUCGACCGCUACGCGACAAACACGAGCCAGUUUUUGUUCCGAGACAACCCUCCAAAGACACACCCCCACUGCUGGGUGGAUGACCAGUGGAAGCGAGACCCCCCUGCUGACCACAACACGUGCCGGCUCGGGGCCAGUCUACGCUGGGGACCACAGAAGACUGGGCAGAGAACUAUCGAUCACUUCCACAAAGAGGACGUCCACCGUUACCUGAACAUUGACGUGUACAAGAGGAACCCGACCAACGUCCCGUCCAUGGUGGUGAUGAAACAUGGCCGCCCCAGUGAGGGAUACUACCAGCAGAGGAACCCCAACUUCAACACGUGGUUCGGCUCCACCCACCAGCUGAACGAGACCAACGUUCUGACCACGAUCCGGCCCAAGACGUACGCGGAGUACGCUCAGGUCAAGGCCAUGGAGCAGGACUACAACAGGCACAAGGCCGCCCAGUGGCCCGAGAUCUCUGAGUACACCGACAAGUUCCUGCUCAACUCCAAAGUGCCCGUGGAGCUCAACGA